Dunckerocampus dactyliophorus (ringed pipefish) is the source of this 1269-nucleotide messenger RNA. RefSeq names its product aminoacyl tRNA synthase complex-interacting multifunctional protein 1-like. Gene Ontology annotation, molecular function: tRNA binding. NCBI's taxonomy places the organism in Eukaryota, Metazoa, Chordata, Actinopteri, Syngnathiformes, Syngnathidae. Bases 282 to 1196 code for a protein of 304 amino acids. The record is from RefSeq and is a predicted model, not a curated record. The transcript has 8 exons.
AACCCUUAAACAAAAGAUCGGUGGGUCUGCAAACUUGACAAAUCAAGUUUAUCAAGAUUUGUAAUUAGUGGUUCUUACAGCACACAAUUCAAAGAGCAGAAGUCCCAGCGACCAGACUGUUUUGGGUCCCGAGGUUCGCAGUGCUUCCAUCGUAGGAAGGAUCACUUGGGUGAAAGGAGCCCUGAGCAAUCACCUCUGGAGCAAGAGCUGCUGGAAAUGUGAAUUUCUCUUGGAGAUCAAUAAAGUAUCAACAGAGGUUUGUUGGUUGUUCCUUGGUCAAGAUGUCAAGUCCCAACCCUUUGGCAAUGCUGGAGCAGAGAACAGCUGAGGCUGACAUGCUCAUUGAGUACCUCAAGGAACAUGUUGAGCUGCUCAAGGAAAAUGCAUCCAUCCAGGCCAACCUCAGAAAGGAGAAGAAACUGCUGGCGGAGAAUGCCAAACUGCAGCAGGACAUUGAUGAACUGAAAAAACAGCUGCUGGAGAGAGAAAAGAAUAGAGGAGAGCUAGAUGUAUCCGGGCCAUCAGUCGAAGGCGGUGUCGAGUACUCAUCCAAUGCCACUCCUCCCCAUCCUGCUGCUCUGGCACCCUCUGCCACCUCUGCUGCCGCCGCUGUCCAGAGCUCUCCCACGUGUGAUGACACCAAAAUGAAGCCGGAGGAAAAAGAGAAAAAGCCACAGCCAUCUGCAGGUCAAGAGGACAUCAAGGUGGAUGUGUCUCGCCUGGACCUGCGCGUUGGACGCAUUGUAAUGGCAGAGAAACACCCGGAUACAGACAGUCUGUAUGUGGAGCUGGUGGAUGUUGGCGAGCCCUCACCCAAGACUGUGGUCAGCGGGCUGGUCAAGCAUGUACCUCUGGAGCAGAUGCAGAACCGCAUGGCAGUUCUGCUGUGUAACCUGACGCCUGCCAAAAUGGGAAGAGUGACAUCCCAGGCCAUGGUCAUGUGUGCCAGCUCUCCAGACAAGGUGGAAAUCCUUGAUCCACCAGACGGUGCUGUACCAGGAGACAAAGUCACUUUCCAGGGCUUCCCAGGUGAACCCGAUAAGGAGCUGAACCCCAAGAAGAAAGUGUGGGAGCACAUUCAGCCGGACCUCCGCACGGAUGGCGAGUGUGUGGCGACCUACAAGGGGACUGCUUUUGAAGUGGCGGGCAAGGGUGUGUGCAGAGCCCAAACCCUGAGCAACAGCAGAAUCAAAUAAAGAAGGCGGCAAGCUAUUCUGGUUGUGACAAAUGGAAGUAUAUAACUUUCAAUAAAGUGUUUUCAUCUUCUAA